AUGUCGGCUAGUAGCCAUAGUUACGAGUACAAUCCCCAGGACGUGGGAGAGAGCUUUCACGACAAUGAGCAGUCUCUUAGAAAGGAUGAUGGCACUAAGGUGAAUGUCAAGAUUACUGAUUCUGUAGUCGAAUCAUCUUAUUCUUUGGAACUAGAUGACUUGGAGUCGGCAGAGGCUAUUGAGAAGAAUCCAUUUGCUGACCCUUCGACGGCAGAUUAUUACGCUAAAUUGUAUGACGAUGCUGGAUAUGAAUCAAGAAAGGCAUACGAUCCUAAUUUUUACUGGAGUAAAAAUGAGGAAAAAAAACUAGUUUGGAAGCUGGACUUCAGAUGCGGACUAGUAGCGUGUAUUAUGUUUGCUUCUUUGCAGAUUGAUCGUGGUAACUUGGCACAGGCUGUCGCUGAUAAUAUGUUAUCUGAUUUAGGUAUGACUACGGAUGAUUAUAAUACGGGGAAUCAGUUGUUUUAUGUGUGUUUCCUGGUUACAGAAAUUCCUUCACAAUUAAUUUCCAAGAGGUUGGGACCUGAUAGAUUUAUUCCAUUGCAAAUGGUUUUGUGGAGUAUUGUCUCCAUGUGUCAAGCAACAAUGAAUAGUAAAGGUGGAUUUUUUGCGACUCGUUGUUUAAUCGGUAUGUUAGAAGGUGGAUUUAUUGCAGAUUUGGUUCUUUGGUUAAGUUAUUUUUACAACAGUAAAGAAUUGACCAUUAGACUCUCAUGGUUUUGGACUACUUUGUCGGUAGUCCAAAUCUGUACUGCUUUAUUGGCAUUUGCAAUCUUAAGAAUGCGCGGUAUUGGCGGUCUGGAAGGUUGGAAAUGGUUAUUUUUGAUUGAAGGUGCCAUUACUUUCCUCAUAGGGGUGUCAUCCUUUUACUGGAUGGUUCCGUCUGCGGUACAAACUAGAAAUUGGAUGCAUCCUAAAGGUUGGUUCAAUGAAAGAGAGGAGAAAAUUGUUGUCAAUAGAGUUCUAAGAGAUGAUCCUUCCAAAGGUGACAUGCACAAUAGACAAACUUUGACGCCGAAAAUGAUCUGGAGGGCUUUGUCUGAUUAUGAUUUGUGGCCCAUUUAUGCUGUUGGAUUGUUACUAUAUAUCCCCAACGAUACUAUUCAGUCAUAUUUGACCCUUAAUCUGAAGCAGCUCCAUUUUAGUAGAUUCGACGUUCAGUUAUUAACUAUCCCGCCGUAUGUUCUACAAAUUGUGUUUUUGUUAAUGAUCACUUGGUUCUCAGAAUACGUUCAAGAAAGAUGUUUUGUCUGUAUUAUAUCGCCUGUAUGGGCAACGAUAUUUAUGGGGCUUAUCAGGUGGUGGAAAGGCUCUAUGCACGACGUUUGGGGGACUUAUGCAUUGGUCAUGUUAAUGUAUGCACAACCUUACGUGCACGCCAUAUGUGUCUCAUGGGUUUCUCGUAAUUCCAAUUCCAUCAGAACAAGAGCAAUUUCGUCUGCAAUGUACAACAUGUUUGUGCAAUUAGGUAGUAUCUGUGCCAAUCAGGUCUAUAGACAAGAUGAUAUGCCCUACUAUCACAGAGGUAACAUGCAAUUAUUCUGUAUUUCGUUGGGGGCAAUUCCACUUUUCCUACUUACAAAAUUCUAUUAUGUGACUAGGAACAAAAAGAAACUCAAGAUCUGGAGCAAUAUGUCAAAAGAGGAACAAGUGGAAUAUAUCAAUACCACUACCGAUCAGGGCAACAAGAGGUUAGAUUUCCUAUUCGAUCAUUAA
Molecule: messenger RNA, 1716 nt
Organism: Zygosaccharomyces rouxii
Lineage: Eukaryota; Fungi; Ascomycota; Saccharomycetes; Saccharomycetales; Saccharomycetaceae
Exons: 1
Coding region: 1-1716 (571 amino acids)
Biological process (GO): transmembrane transport
Cellular component (GO): membrane
Molecular function (GO): transmembrane transporter activity
Source: RefSeq, a predicted model, not a curated record